This is a messenger RNA of Bursaphelenchus okinawaensis, 2934 nucleotides long. Lineage: Eukaryota; Metazoa; Nematoda; Chromadorea; Rhabditida; Aphelenchoididae. The record is from the annotation of a GenBank genome assembly.
AUGUCUCAGGAAUCGACCAAUACUCCAACAGGACGAACUCCACCUCCGGGCAAGAAGGUUACCAUUGUUACAGUAGACGAGUCCAGCAUCAUUGAAAGUGGAGUCAGCACAGCAAGAUCUCCCAGCAUGGCCAAGUCCCCCAAUGCGGCCAAAAAUGUGAAGAAAGAUGCCAGUUCAACAAAAACGGCCAGAGAAGCAGCAUCGACGAGAACCGCCAGAGAACCGGCCUCCACCAGAAGUGCCCGAGAACCAGCCUCUACCAAGACUGCCAGAGAACCAAAGUCAGCCAGACGGACCAAAGAGGACGCCAGCUCAUCUAAGAAAAGCAGACGGUCGUCUAAAAAAGGCACAAAACGUGCCAAAUCGACAGAAAAAGAUCAGAAUUCGACCAGAACGGCCAGAGAACCAAAGUCCCUUAGAGAGCCGGCCAAAUCAUCGCAGAACGAGAUGAGUUCAACCAAAAUGGUCAAAGAACCCAUCUCUGGAGGAUCGACCACAGGCAGCACGAGUCCCUUGCUUGUGAAGCCACCAGCCAAGCCCAUUGCUAUGGUUUGGGUAGACGAGUCCACGGAUGACAAAGACGUUUAUGGUACUGCGCCUAGUGGUAAUAGUACUAUCAGUUCUGCAAAGGAACAACGGAAACGCCGCAGAAAGAGAAGACAGGAUCAACCGGUAAAUUUACUUAAAAAUUUUCGUAAAAUGUGUCAGCGACUUUCGUAUAUUAAAGGCUAAUUUUCGUAUUUUAACUAGCAGAAAAUCUAGAUAUUACUGUUUAGCUAAGUUAAGAUUUGAUUUCAGUCGUACACCAGCCUCAACGAACGUGACGCUGCUGACGACGCUACCGUCGUGUCUAGUGUAGCCGACAAUGCAAGUACUCCUGACAAGCUGAGUACAGAUACGUUAAAUUCAAGUUCUACAAAGACUAAGAGCUCGGAAAAACCUACUGUAAGUUGUUAUCAUUAUAUUAAAACAACUUUCUCAUUAUUUUGUUUUUUAAAGUUUAAAAAGAAAAAAAUAAAAAUUCAUAACAUUGUUAACAUCAGAAUUUAACUUCAGAUAAAGUCCACAACAACUGCAAGUCAAAUCAACACGGGAAAGGCCCAACUGGACCAUAUUCACGAAAUGGUACGCCAAAUUCUGACUGAAUCUUACCAAAGUGUCCUCAACGAGUUCUCCAGUGGGGAGAGAUUGACCAACAAGGAAGUUGUAAGUCCAUUCUCCUUGAUCCCUUACAAAGAUUUCGUAUUUUAUGGCGGAAGAUUAAUGUUCCGUUCCAAUUUUAAUAAUUUUUGUCGAAAAAUUGUUUUGAGACAAGUUUCUCCCUCGUUUUUUGAGCAAAGUCUUCAGCUUGUAUAAAAUUCAACUAAACAUGAGAAACGGGCCGGCCUUGACCAAGAUUUCGGUCGGGCCGGGCCUGAAAAAUGAGCUGGGCCCGGCCGGUUCCUUUUUUUAUAAGUUUUUCACAAAAUUUCAAUGAAAUAGGUUGAAUUGAAAGGUUUUUAAGAUUAAAGAGUAUUUGAAUUUAUUGUAGAAACUGUAUUUUAUCUAUUGUUGCAGCCUUGUGCCGAGAUUCGCGACUUGGAAGCCUUGAAGAGGGAUCUACAUGAACAUUGUGAGAAUGGCAUGCGGAAAGUUGCCAGAAGAGUGUUGAGACGUUUUGUAAGUAAUUUUAGAUAUAAAAGGUUUGUUUAAGGUUAAUUUUCAAUGUUUAUCUCUGGGUAUUAUGUAAAAAGAAAAACGUUGUUAAAGUUUUAUCUAAAAUAUGUGAUGUUGAAACUUUUAAAAACGUUUUUUAUGUUUUGAUUUAGAAAAAAGCUCAUUCUGUGCCAAAAUUUCAAAGCAGCGAAACGGGUUUGGGCUCAACUUCUGAUGAUGAAGGUGGAACUCAAGAAAGCGAAGCUACUUCUGAAUCCGGAAAGAAUCUGUCUGACAGUGUGGGUAUUCAGAAGAAGAUAAGAAAGAAGAAGGACAAAUGGAGUUUUGUUGGUGUUGUAAGUAUUAUAUUUUACUGCUUAAGGCUUUAAAACUUUUAAGUUUUUUAUUUUUUCAAACAAAAAUUGUUUUUAUUUUAAAGUUACAUUGCUUGUGGUGUCAACAAUGUAAUUUUUAGAAGUCGACUCAGAAGGAUAUCCGAGUGAUUAGAGAGACAAACGUGAACGAUGAUGAGAAGACCUUGAAGGACGUUGAAAGCAUCAGGAAACUUCUGAUUCCGAAACGCAGAAAGGGCCAGAAGAACGAGGUGGACUUAUCAGAAGAGAAUUCUUUGGUCAGCAGCCACAAUGGCAGUUAUGCGGACAUUGGGGGAGGAACGGUGAGGUUUUGUUCUGUAUCUACUACAAUAUUUAGGAGUUAUUCAGAUUGUUCUUCUUUAAUUGGCAUUUUACUUUUAGGAGUAAUGUUUCUUGUUUUAGUUAUUGGACAAAGUAAUGUUUUUCGUAAAUUCCGUUUAUAUUAUGACUUGCCUUUUCAUAUUUCAAUAACGAUUUUAGGAUCUGAAUGACGUGAGAAUAGAAAGAUAUCAAUUCUCAGGAACUCCCAACAUUCAGAGCGUUAUCAACUUCGCCAAAGCUACUUUUAACUAUUGGCAGCACAAACAGAAGCCUCAUUACACUGUAGCUCCAAGGUUGAGUGUUCAUAUGAAUGCCAGUAUCAAAGGUAUGGUUUUUCGGGUAAAAUUGAGGUAGAAUAUAUCGUAUACUAAAUAAUUUUUUAUAUUUGAAGUUUCAAAUUUACAUGAAUAUUGUUACUUUUUUGAUUUAUACCGCUUUUGAUGGAAUUUUAACUUCAGAAUCGUGCAAAACUCAUUGUGGAUACCAUCCGAAGCCUGCGAACGAGAGUCAUACUGUGUUUGUGGACAAGACCUGCGGGAAGAAUGUGGUAACGUGGACAAAGGAAAAGGAGGCAGAGCCCACGCUCAAGGGCAUUGGCAUCUGA